This is a messenger RNA of Entamoeba invadens IP1, 795 nucleotides long. Its product is annotated as zinc finger protein DHHC domain containing protein, putative. The transcript has 2 exons. NCBI's taxonomy places the organism in Eukaryota, Evosea, Mastigamoebida, Endamoebidae. The coding region runs from base 1 to 795 and encodes 264 amino acids. Gene Ontology annotation, molecular function: palmitoyltransferase activity. The record is from RefSeq and is a predicted model, not a curated record.
AUGAGAACGAGUGAAAACACCCAUGAUAUCACUCGAAUCAUCAAUUCGUGUAUUAUUAUAUUUACAGUUAUAAGUGUCAUAUCUGCUGUCUUUAUUUUUGAAGUAGUGAUUUUUCCACAGUUUCAUUAUAGUGUGAUACAAUGUACCUUUCAUUAUUUCAUACACUUUUACUUGGUCUAUAGUUUACUCUAUUUCUACUUCAAAGCCGUGUUUUCAACACCAUCAGUGCAGCCUGAGUUAUUCAACAGACUUUUUCCAGAUUAUUUGAAAGAGUGUGGGGAUAGAUAUUGUGACAUAUGUAAGGCUAAUAAACCUUUGAGGACACACCAUUGUAAUACUUGCAAACAAUGUAUUGGUAGAUAUGAUCACCAUUGUCUUCUUAUUUGUAAUUGUAUUGGGGACAAUACAAUGAGACUCUUCUUCAAUACUAUAUUAUACUUCUUUAUUGGGUCUUUGUAUAUUAUAGGAAUGUUAACUGUUCUUUAUUAUAAGACCAAUUUCACCGACUUUGAAUUUAUAACAAUUGGAUGCAUCUGCUGUCUGUUUGGGAUAGCAAUAGCUAUUGUUAUUGCUAUGGGAUGCUAUCUUGCAUUUUACAUCUUUUUGAUCAAUGACAAUCAAACGACUGUUGAGGUUCUCGCUGAAAUUUCAAACAAACAAAGAGUUUUGGAUUAUAAUCGAGGACUCUACAAUAACUGGAAGGAAGUUAUGUUACUCAAUUUGGACUAUCCUUUUAUUGUAGCUUUUCUCCCCAUCGAUCUGUCUCGUUUUGUGAAAAAUAACAAAAUAUAUUAA